This is a messenger RNA of Diachasma alloeum, 1950 nucleotides long. RefSeq names its product ubiquitin-associated domain-containing protein 1 (gene Kpc2). Lineage: Eukaryota; Metazoa; Arthropoda; Insecta; Hymenoptera; Braconidae. Bases 546 to 1949 code for a protein of 467 amino acids. The record is from RefSeq and is a predicted model, not a curated record. Gene Ontology annotation, molecular function: protein binding. The transcript has 3 exons.
UGCUGGCCCUGUGCGAUCUGGCAGGUGUCGAGGGUGGAGUGGCCUCUCCCCCGCGACUCAAGGGCUCGUCGCCCUCCUCCUCCUGCACCAGCUGCUGGAGCUCCCCGCACCCAGCCUCCUCAUUCAUCAUCUCCGAAAAGAGAAAAAAAAAUCACAACAAACCUUAAAACAAUAGACCGAAUAGACCCCAACUGGACCGCGAAGUGAACCCCCUUGACCUCAUCUAUUGACCUGUCACGUAUUUGAGGUUAUGCUCCCCCCAAAAAGCCUGCGCAAUUCUACCCCAGUUUGACCCCCUGUCCACCGAAAAAUCAUCAGCACGUCAACUCAUCCCCCAAAACAAUUAAAUCAGAAGUUGAAAGGAGAAUUUUGGUGAUUCACCCAAUGUUUUCGUGUUUUAUUAUUGAUAGUAUGGACAGGAUCACGAGUUUUAUGGCAUCAGCUGUUAAUGGGGACGGGAGAUACGUCAGAAAUUGACUGGCAGAUGGCCAGCGAGAGAAUUCUACGUCAAAAUCACUCCGAAAGUCAUAAAAAAGGUGAGAUUGAUGAUCCCAUGGGUGCGAGAGCAGAUAGCGGAGGCCUGGCAUAGCAGAAAGAGCUCAAGGACAACCGAAAGGGGGUCCUCGGCUCUUUCUACGCCUGGAAGUGAAAGAAAGAGUGACACGACUGUGUUUAUUGCCCCUUCUACCUCAGCGGAUACAUUCAACGUCAAUGUGAUAAGCCUAGAAGGCGAAAUCCUCCAAAUACCAUCAAAACCGGACUACACGAUCGAGAAACUCAAGUCAAUCGCGACAAGGCACUUCUACGGGGCCGAUGGCUCCCAUCCCCCCUCUACCCUCCGCCUAAUCCACCCACAUGACCUAAAGCCCCUCCUCGACACGAAACAACUCUCCGAAGAAGAGAUAAAACCUUCCGACAACCUCCUCCUGACCGAAAUCCGUCCUUCACCCCCAAAAGACCCUCCGGAGGACGUUCUGAAGGGCCCGACCCUCGAGGCGAUAUCUAAAGCAACAGCCCACCUCCCAUCACCAGUCCCUCCGAGACCCUCCCCCUCCACGGACUGUCCCGCCGACUUCCAAACGGAAAUUCGAAAGAUCCUGAUAACCCUCGUCCAGGCGUCCGCGAGAAUUCUCAGUCACUCCCCUGAGGCCCCAAAGCUCUCCGAAAUCAUCCGGGAGAAAUUGGAGCUCAGGUCCCAACCCCCGAACGACCCGAAAACUAUCAAAUAUCUGAUGGACAUUGGAUUCCCUGAAAAGCAGGUGCUUAAGGCCCUGAAACUCAAGAAAAUGAACACCUCCGAGGCCCUGGAUUGGUUGAUAGACCAUCAGGAGGAGGAGGGGGAAGAAGAGGAAGAGCUAGGGUUUCCCCCACUCCUGGAGGACCCACCAGAGGACCCACAAGCGGGGCCCGGUGGGUCAGGCCCCUCGUCGGAGCGACGGAAAUCCUUCAAAUCCGGCUUCUCAGACUUUUUCAAAGUUAAAACACCGGAGGGCCAGAAGGAGAACCUCGUGACCCUAGUGGGCAUCCUACUCCAGAGUUUCAGUCAGUACAAACGACUGGAGUUCAGGCCCAGCUCCAGGAUCAAGGAGAGCCUGGUUGAAAUGGGAUUCGAGGAGAAGAAAGUCGUGGAAACCCUCAAGAUCACAGGGAAUAAUCAAAACAAUGCCUGUGAGUGGUUGCUGGGGGCCCGGAGGCGGAGCUUACAGGAUUUGGACGAGGGCCUGGAGGAGGGGGGACCCAUAUAUCAGGCUAUUAUGAGGAAUCCACAUAUACAGUUGAGCUUGACAAAUCCAAAGAUGAUGAUGGCGUAUUUAUCGAUAUUGGAGACACCAUCGUCUACUAGUAUUUGGAUCAAUGAUCCAGAAGUCUCACCGGUGUUGAGUCAGAUAUUUAAGACUUAUCACUCGGAGAAACAUGCCAUUCAUAUGAAUCGGUAUGAGAAUAGCUAGC